Molecule: messenger RNA, 605 nt
Organism: Cantharellus anzutake
Lineage: Eukaryota; Fungi; Basidiomycota; Agaricomycetes; Cantharellales; Hydnaceae
Exons: 2
Coding region: 141-518 (125 amino acids)
Source: RefSeq, a predicted model, not a curated record
UUGGAGGGAUAUUCUCUUUCCCAUCGACCUGAAGCGAAAGGAAAAUUGCCGUGCUUCACUGCUGUCUCUCACCUCAGAUAGUGAAAUGACAGAGGAGCAGAAAGAGCGGGAGUCUGAGAAAGUCGGCGAGGCGACGUUGGAUGGGAGGCAAUAGUUGGCUGGGUAUGGCUUGGAACAACUGUCAAGCCAACCUCUUAACCGCUUCGGUACUGGCAUGGUUGUUAUUGAUUCCCUUGUCGAGACCUGGUACUAUGAUCACUUUGUUCUGUAGGCAUAUCUUGGCGAUGACACAUGCGAGUCCUCAGGAAGUCGGUUUCUGCCCUCACUUUGACACUUCUAAUUGGCCCGUCGCUCAUGACCAGCAACGGAUAACCGUUGCAAGUCGUGUUAUUUCAUUCAAUCCCUCUAAACCCAUACAUAUACAUUACUCGUGGUUUUAUUGGGAGAUGCACAUCUGUUUUCGCCGCACGCACCAGAGACGAUGCAUGUUACGGGUCACGAUCGAGCAUGCGUGUUGAAAUUAUCAUAUCAGCCAUGCGAUCGCAAUUCGUCGGAAGUUGAUCAUUACCGGUUUUUGACGAAAAAGGGUAAUGCAGGUACCUAAG